AUGAGUUUCCCCGAAGCUUGUCUUGUGCUCUGCACGACGGGACCUCUCCAAAGAGCUCAACCUCUUCCAACCACCACAUCCCCAGCUUCUGCAGGUGUAGCAGCAAUGCGCGGGCACUUACCGCUGAUAGGAGCUGCUCGAGGGGUGCGACGGCUUCACCGCCCUUACACCAAAAAUUUAGGUUGUCGAACUAUUCAAAUCAGCGCAACACCUACCUCAGAAACUCCAAUACUUGGAGGUGAUGCAUUAAGCAACUCAAUUGAAGCAUCAACAGAUCCUGCAGGUAUACCAUAGUUCCGUUCAAGUUUUCAGAGCAAUUCCUGACAAAAUUCAAUGUUUAGAUGCCAAAUUCGAGGUCCUUGGGGCGCCAUACUCUCUCCUCUCAGUCUCGCUAUCCGCUUCACAAAAAUUAUAUACAAGGAGGGGAACAUUAGUAGGACUCAGCGGGAAAUCCGAAAAUGUAUGGAAUAUCUAUGCCAGCUAGCAUAAUUCUAGCUAACAUAACGCAAGGCACAAUCCACCUUGUCCAUCCUAGAGCCCUUUCGGCGCGCCGCGCUCGGCAUACCUUUCCUUUAUCAGAAAAUCUCCUCAACCAGCCCAAUAACGGCUUUGAUUUCUACUAAAUCGCCGUUCACCUCUUUUACCGUGUUACAUCUGAAUGGGACCGUGGAUUGGAUGGUUGCGCAACGGAAGGCGCUUCUAGCUUGGACUGGCCAUACACUCUCCGUCUCGCCAACUGUAAACCGAGGGAUGAGUUUGGCACAUUGGGGCAAUACAGAAGUUACAGGCAGAGGUCUUGUAGCAUUAGCCGGGCCAGGGCAGAUAUACCAGGUCUCUUUGAAGCCAGGCGAGCAAUACGUAGCACACCCAGGAAAUGUUGUCGCAUAUACCAUUACACAACACCCACCUUUGCCAUACCAACUCAAGUCCUCAAGUGUGCGAUUCCAGGUCCCGGAUCUUGGAUUUACUUCUCUACUCUCAAAUAUCAAAUUUUUUCGGGUUAUGAAAGAAACAGAUGCAUGGCGGGGUAUCAUGAAGAUUCUCUUCACCCUCCGAACCGCCGCGCGAAGGUCUAUUUGGGGCGAUCGGUUGUUCCUACAAUUCCAUGGACCAGCCACAAUUUUAAUGUCCUCGAGGGCAUCUAGAAUUAGCGACGUUUUGACAUCAAGAGAUGUGAAUGAAAUUGCAGAUGCCCCUCCUGGGUCAGCACAAUCAGCAGUAACGCUUGAAAGGUCACAAGCGGCAGAAACGACAUCUGGAAAGCAAGCCAUCCACGUCCCAACUGGAUUUCACACAGCGGAAGUCAGCAGAUAUGGUAAGGUGAAAUUUGGUGAGGUUGAAGAUCUCAAACCAUUUUUAAAGUAG
This is a messenger RNA of Hymenoscyphus albidus, 1365 nucleotides long. The record is from the annotation of a GenBank genome assembly. Lineage: Eukaryota; Fungi; Ascomycota; Leotiomycetes; Helotiales; Helotiaceae.